This is a messenger RNA of Thermochaetoides thermophila DSM 1495, 1509 nucleotides long. Its product is annotated as acid phosphatase-like protein. The coding region runs from base 1 to 1509 and encodes 502 amino acids. The record is from RefSeq and is a predicted model, not a curated record. Gene Ontology annotation, biological process: dephosphorylation. Lineage: Eukaryota; Fungi; Ascomycota; Sordariomycetes; Sordariales; Chaetomiaceae. The transcript has 2 exons. Gene Ontology annotation, molecular function: phosphatase activity.
AUGACAUCGCUCGUCCCCCGCAAGCCGUACACGGAUGAGGAGCUCCGGAAGCUGUACCCGACCGGUCUCGAGCUCCGCCAGGUGCAAGUCUUGAUGCGCCAUGGCGAGCGGACUCCUGUGUCGGCCCGUUUUCAGAAUGCUGGACUUAACCCAUUCUGGCCUUACUGUUCAGUCGCUCGUCAUAUGAAGUCAGCUGUGUUGACCAAAGGUUUCGAUGGCAGCCAGCCUGCCGAUCUCCUCGAAUGGAAGCGUCGUCUCGAGACAUUCGGAGAUAACGACGCCCCUGUCGUUGCCACGGGCCCCGAAGGCGAAAUCGACGGUGUCUGCGACAUGGGCUCCCUUACCGACAAAGGCCGCCAGAGCACCUACAGUCUGGGUCAGCGUCUGCGCAACCUGUAUGUUGACCGACUGGGCUUUCUUCCCUCGACACUGUCCUCAACCGACUCUUUCUAUCUUCGGUCCACUCCUGUUCCUCGCGCCCUAGAGUCUCUCGAGCAGGCCUUUUCGGCCCUCUACCCGCCGUCGACCCGCGAAAUCGGCCCCGAUGGCAAGCUCGCCAACCCAACAAUCUUCAUUCGUGGCCCUCAAGAUGAGAUUCUCUAUCCCAAUGAGGGUAGCUGCCGCCGUUUCGCCGCUCUUGCCCGUGCCUUCGCCCAGCGCGCCGCCGAACGAUGGAACAACACUCCCGAGAUGGAGUACCUCAACAAGAUCUAUGGCAAGUGGAUGCCUGCUGGCACCAAGGUUGCUGUUGACUCUCGCCCAAGGCUUUCAGGCAUCAUGGACACAGUGAACUCGACUCUGGCGCAUGGUCCGGCAACGCGCCUACCAGAUGAGUUCUAUGACGAGAGGGCGCGUAAGAUAAUGGAAAAGAUCGCCGUCGAUGAGUGGUUCUCGGGCUUCAAGGAGUCGAAGGAGUACCGCGCUGUUGGUAUGGGCGCACUGGCUGCGGAUAUCGUCCAGCGCAUGAUCGAGAAUGUUGAGGCCGAGCACGACGGCAAGCAGGCGAUCCGCUUCGGUCUUAGUGGUUGCCAUGACACUUCGCUUGCCGGCAUCCUGGCGAGUCUGGGAGCCUUCAACACGACCGAGUGGCCGCCCUUUACCAGCCACGUCGCGAUCGAGCUGUUUCGCAAAAAGAGUAACGAGUUGUCUCCGUCCCAGCUCUCUGUGCAACAGCAGAGCCGCUGGUCUAAGCUUUUCCAGUUGGCCAGCGCAACAGGAUCUGGGGGUAACACAAUUGGCCGUAAGCCGAUCUCGGACCUAACACAGGCCGAGAAGGACAAGCUCAACGGGUACUAUGUGCGGAUCCGGUAUAAUGACGAGCCGGUCACCGUCCCCGCCUGCCGUCUCCCGGGGAAUCACCUCGAAGGAGAUGAGUCUUUUUGUACCUUGGCCACCUUCAAGGCUGUGGUGGACAAGUUCACCCCGGUCAACUGGAAGCAACAGUGCCGGAUGGCUAAGGAUGAGAAAGCUGUCCUGCCGGCCCAGCCGGAGUGGGCUGGGGAGCUGUGA